UCGGCAGGCAGUGUGAGUGUUGUGGUAGUUGUGACCGUUGGUCUUUGUAACGUGCAGUCUUCGCCAUGCCGGAGCCGGCCAAAUCCGCUCCCGCUCCCAAGAAGGGCUCUAAGAAAGCUGUCACCAAGGCCCAGAAAAAAGAUGGCAAGAAGCGCAAGCGCAGCCGCAAGGAGAGUUACUCCAUCUACGUGUACAAGGUGCUGAAGCAGGUCCACCCCGACACGGGCAUUUCGUCCAAGGCCAUGGGUAUCAUGAACUCCUUCGUCAACGACAUCUUCGAGCGCAUCGCCGGGGAAGCGUCUCGCCUGGCGCAUUACAACAAACGCUCGACCAUCACGUCCCGGGAGAUCCAGACGGCCGUGCGCCUGCUGCUGCCCGGCGAGCUGGCCAAGCACGCCGUGUCCGAGGGCACCAAGGCCGUCACCAAGUACACCAGCUCCAAGUGAGCCUCCUAUCGGGACGCAGCCUUCACACAGUCUCUGGCCUUUUUGCUCCAAAGGCUCUUUUCAGAGCCACCCAUCUUGUCAGUGAAAAAAGCUGUUCUCACGGUUCUCCCUAGUUGCAAGUUAUAUUUUUUUAUUCUGCUACCAGUUUCCCUUAGUCCUCAUCGGCCCUGAAGAUUGAGAGAAAUCUAAAGUGGGAAAAGGUUCUUUAGCUUCGUUGAGAGCUAGGGCCAACACUUGCUCAAAUACACGUUUUAGAAAGUGGACCGUGGUCCGUAUACGUCCUACGCAGUGUGUUAGAAAAAGGUAAAGAUGGGCUCAAAAGCGGUGAAUUUUGUUUUUUAGGCGAUCGGAUGCGGGCAGCACCACGUAAACGAAUUUUUCUUGCUAGAAACUUCAUGCAAUGUUAGUGUAAAAAUGUAAGGAAGAUACUUUGAGAAACUAUGCCCUAGUACCUAGAGUAAACUUCUGAUGAACCUGGGUGUUCUAAUGAAAUAAUUUUUAGCUAUAUCCCCUUAUCGUUUCAUAUUCCUUUCAAGUACAAUCGUUCCAUAUAUACUGCUUACAUUCAAGAGUUUAAGCAAAACUCCGAAUAAAACGAAAAGGUAGCUAUGAUCAAUAGUAAACCAUUUUACUCAGGUGUUGACACCUAUAAAUUCCCUAUAGUUUUAGUUCUGCUGUAUUACAGUCCUCUGGGUAAGAAAGGCAGGAGGGAAAAGGCUUAAAAUUGCUCAGGGAUUUCAAGAACUCCUACCAGCUAAUUAUAAAGUGCCCUCCAGAGACUUUCACCAGCAGUUUGUUGUUAUAACUGCUUGGCUUUAAAAAUAUUUGUCCCUUCUCCAGAAAACAUUCAUUAUCUCUUAAAAAUUGAGGCACAAAAAAAUAGAAUCAAAAAUGUUCUCUCCAGUUUUUAAACAGGAUGCCUUAAAAAAGUGUUGCCUAAAACAGUUCAAAGGCCUUUAGAUUCUAAUCUGAGAUAAAUAUUUCUAAAACCCCCUCAAAGUGCCACUGAACCGAAAUCACUGGGAGUAAGAAGCAAGGAGAAGACACCAGGCGAUCCAAAUGUUUGAUAAACACUAAUAUAUUCAUUGUGUAGCUGCCAUAUUCCUUGGAAAAAACCUGUUCACACUUUUCAGUCACUGCUCCAGACAUUUUCUUGUGUUUUGUUUCCAAUUGCUGUCUUGCUAGAAAACUUUCCAAGAACUGUUUGUAAUGCUCCAUACAAAACUAGUUUCACGUAUUCCCUCAUUAAUUCAGGACACCAAAUAUGGAAUUUUACAUUCCCACCUUUAUUGGGGUUUAAGAAAUACAUUUUAAGAGGAGGUCAGAUGAGAACAGGCAGUCAAGUCCUAGAAAAAUACAUGUUCAGUGCAACAGUGUCCUAAGCAAGUCCCCUUGUUUUUUGCUCACUUUUUUCCUCUUAUUUACCUACAUAAAAUCCCAAACACUGUCUUCUAGCAUGGUUUUCAUUACCUCCUGUCUGCCCCACCCAAUCAAACACAGAUAAUUCGUUUCCUAGUUAAAGGGCACUAUGAGUAGGGAUCGACUCCACGGCAGUGGGUUUGGUUUUUUGGAGUUUGGUUAUUGUACUAAACCUACAUCUUCUUUCCAGUUCUUAGUCCUUGUGAAACAUUUCCCUGCCUUUGCUCAUUCAUGCCUUGCUUGGCUCUAUGAGAGAAAAGGCAGAUUGCUGGACCCUGAAAAGUUCAGGUAAAGCAUGAAGAUGGGAAGUGAGGGGAAAGACAAGAGGCAAAAGGUUGAGUUUUUACAGGGUAAGAAUAUAAGAAAGUUUUAAAAGGAACAGAAUAUUAGCUAAAUAACCUAAUCGUAUGUGGAGGAGACAGUGGUCGACAUUUGCAUCUGGAGAGUCUCAGGAUAUAAGUAGUGUCCUAGGACUGCUGAAACAAAGUACCACAAACCAGGGGGCUUAAAACAACGGAAAUGUAUUCUUUCACAGUCCUGAACGCUGGAUGUGUGAAAUCAAGGUUGCAGCAAGGCCAUGCUAUCUUCAAAGGCUCUGGGAAGACUCCUUUCUUGCCUCUUCCGUAGCUUCUGGUGGCUGUUGAUAAUUCUUAGGAUUCCUUGACUUGUAGCUGCAUGACAUCAAUUUCUGCUUCCCUCGCGGUGCUCUCCUGUGUGUGUGUCUAUAUCUUCAUAUGGCUUUUUUAUAAGAGUACCAUUGAUUGGAUUUAGGGCCUACCCUAACCCAGUAUGACAUAAUCUCAACUUUAAUUGUUGUUAGGUGCCAUCCAGUCAGUUCCGACCCACAGCGACCCUAUGUACAACAGAAUGAAACACUGCCCGGUCCUGCACCAUCCUUACAAUUGUUGUUAUGCUUAGGAUAUGAAUGUUUAUGCGUUCCAUUUCAUUUUUGAUGACUUCCAAUUUCCCUAGAUUCAUACUUUGUACAUUCCAUGUUCCGAUUAUUAAUUGAUGUUUGCAGCUGUUUCUUCUCAUUUUGAAUCAUGCCACAUCAGCAAAUGAAGGUUCCAAAAGCUUGAGUCUCUUCAUGUCAUUAAAGUCAACUUUACUUUGAGGAGCCAGCUCUUCCCCAGUCAUCUUUGAGUGCCUUCCAACCUCAGGGGCUCAUCUUCCAGCACUGUAUCAGACAAUGUUCUGCUGCUAUUCAUAAGGUUUCAUAAGGUUACUACUUUUCAGAAAUGGACUGCCGGGUCCUUCUUCCUAGUCUGUCUUAGUCCAGAAACUAAGCUGAAACCUCCCCGCCUUGGGCGACCCUGCUGGUAUGUAUACUGGCGGCAUAGCUUCCAGCAUUACAGCAACACCCAAGCCCCCAUAGUACGACAAACUGAUGGAAACAUGGGAGCAACUUUAAUUACAACUGCAAAUACCCUAUUUCCAAAUAAAAUCACAUUCUGAGGUUCUAGUCAUGAAUUUUUUGGGAACACUAUUCAACCUAACAUUGUUAUUGUGUGCCGUCAAGUAGCACUGCCCAAUAGGGUUUCCUGGACUGAAAUCUUUAUGGGAGCAGAUCACCAGGUCUUUUCUCCCAUGGAGUGGUUGGUGAGUUUGAACCACCAACCUUUCUGUUAGCAGCCGAGCACUUAGCCACUGUGCCACCAGGGAGCCUUCAUUCAAACCAAUACAGGUAAUAAAGCAGGAAACCACUAAUCUUGAAAAAGAUGGAAAAGGUGACUCAGUGUAACUAUGACACACGAAUGGCCUUCUUACCAAAAUUCACACUUACAGGUGUGAAAACAAAACUGAUACUUUGUUUUGACUUCGUUUUGAAUAAUUAUACACAUCACUUCCUGCAAUAAAGGAUAAGAAAAAAAAAAAAAAAAAAA
Messenger RNA from Loxodonta africana (African savanna elephant), 3748 nucleotides. RefSeq names its product histone H2B type 2-E. Gene Ontology annotation, cellular component: nucleosome. The coding region runs from base 66 to 446 and encodes 126 amino acids. Gene Ontology annotation, molecular function: protein heterodimerization activity; DNA binding; structural constituent of chromatin. The transcript has a single exon. The record is from RefSeq and is a predicted model, not a curated record. Lineage: Eukaryota; Metazoa; Chordata; Mammalia; Proboscidea; Elephantidae.